This is a messenger RNA of Necator americanus (New World hookworm), 1209 nucleotides long. RefSeq lists its product as uncharacterized. Gene Ontology annotation, cellular component: recycling endosome membrane; cleavage furrow; endocytic vesicle. The record is from RefSeq and is a predicted model, not a curated record. The transcript has 9 exons. Gene Ontology annotation, biological process: regulation of cytokinesis; endocytic recycling. The coding region runs from base 1 to 1209 and encodes 402 amino acids. Lineage: Eukaryota; Metazoa; Nematoda; Chromadorea; Rhabditida; Ancylostomatidae.
AUGGGUGUGAGAUUAUCGCCUGCGUACGGAUCACCUGUGAUCCGUCAUCGCUAUGAACUCGAUCGUGGUUUUCUGGUAUUAACUGGUUGUCAAACGGAUUAUCGUGCUGCUGGUAACGAUCCAGAUGCUCAUGUAGCUCCCGUCGACGAUUACCAUCACAUCAUUUUCUUCAUCGAAUUUUCUGGAACAAUUAAUGACUCUCCUAUGCGAUUGCACGGCUCGUCAGCGAGCAGCGCAUCCGUGGCCAGUCGACUGUACGGUACCCGUUCGCGAAGGGAUUCACUUGGAUCUGAUCCGGAAUUGAUUUCCUUCUCCGACUCCGAUAUGCACGAUAUCACUAACCAGGUGACGAUGAUCUCGAAAAAGUUGUCCGAAAUGGAGGAACAACAGCUCCAUAGCAACGAUGAACGAGGUCGACUACGAACAGAAAACGCUGUACUCACGGAACGAGUUCAUGUGUUGGAAGAACAGAUGCUUGUCGCUGAACAAAGAUACCGAGAGCAGCUACAAGAGGAGAAGAACAGAACACGAGAACUGCUUCAACGAAUGGAGAGGGAGAAACAAUUAGAGACGGAAAGUCUAACUCUCAAAUAUCAAAUGAUUGAAAAAGACCUGCAGUCUGCAAAAAAAGAAGCCGACAAAGCACGUGAAGAGACACAAAGGAUGCAAGAAGCGGUGGAAGAGCUGCGCGGACAACUUACCGAGAGUAAGUUACUCGUCGAGGAUCUUGAAGAGGAACGAAUUAAGUUGGAACGACAAUUCAAGAGAUUCAAAGAAGAAGCUCAGCAAGACAUUGAUAGUAGCUCCGAGAUGGUUGAGGUGCUUACACAGCAGACGGAAGAGCUGCGCCGAAAUGGAGCACCGAGACAAGGAUCAAUCGUCGAACAGAUGAGUGACCUCGAAGAGUCUCUCGAACAGGCGCGUGCUGAUAUUCGUGAUCUACAGCGCGAGCGUGACGACCUGCAAGCUCAACUUUUGGCGGCCAGUGUUGAACGAGGGCGAAGUCUGUUGGCGGAUGAACCCUCGCUGGCCGAUGAACUUAUGAGCGGAGGUGGAGACUCGCAACAGAUCUUGGAGGCUCUCCGUGAGCAAGAAGUAUGCAAUCAGAAACUACGGGUGUACAUUAAUGGUAUUUUAAUGCGAGUCAUAGAACGACAUCCUGAAAUCCUUGAAAUAGGUGAACAACGCGAACAACAGAAUCCAAGUUGA